Danio rerio (zebrafish) is the source of this 2609-nucleotide messenger RNA. The record is from RefSeq and is a predicted model, not a curated record. NCBI's taxonomy places the organism in Eukaryota, Metazoa, Chordata, Actinopteri, Cypriniformes, Danionidae.
UCAAUCCAGACGCGACCCAGACAGACCUCGGCCCGGGGGCCCAGCCGUGAGAGCUGCGUGCUGAUUGGCUGAGCGCCACCGUCCUUUUGAGACUCGGCCUCCCAUUGGUUGAAGCCGACCGAGACGCUCACGCGCACAAUGUCUACCCGCUUUUGUUAUUGUAGCGAGCGCGAGGAGAGCGGGCAGGAUGCGCGGACGGAGACAGCGAGCCUGAUAGUCCGGUAUCGACUCCGAUAGACUCAAAUUAGAUGCUGGAGGGGGAAGGGGACACGGAUUUUUACCUCUCCGUCCUUGUGCAGAAGACUGCUUUUUGCUAUUCUUUAAAAACACGACCGAUGUAGCAGCAGGAUGUCCGUGAACCCUCCCAACAGUAAUGACGCCUGCCUCAGUAUCGUGCACAGCCUCAUGUGCCACCGGCAGGGUGGCGAAAACGAGGGCUUCGCCAAGCGUGCCAUCGAGAGUCUGGUCAAGAAACUGAAGGAGAAGAAAGAUGAACUGGACUCCCUCAUCACCGCCAUUACUACCAACGGAGUUCAUCCCAGCAAGUGCGUGACCAUCCAGAGGACGCUGGACGGACGCCUACAGGUUGCGGGUCGUAAAGGUUUUCCUCAUGUAAUCUACGCACGUUUGUGGCGCUGGCCUGACCUUCACAAGAAUGAGCUGAAGCAUGUGAAAUUCUGCCAGUAUGCAUUUGACCUCAAAUACGACAAUGUCUGUGUCAACCCUUACCAUUAUGAGAGAGUGGUGUCACCAGGCAUCGUUGGUCUCAGUCUUCAAAACACGGAAACACAUUUGUCCUCUGGUCGGUGUCUAGGUCCCACAGGGAGACUGAUAAAGGAAGAGUACAGCCACGACUGCAUUCAGAUGGACGUUCCCCCAGGCCUGCCUCCUCAGCAGGACCACCAGGGGGCGAUGAAGCUCCCCCCUCCAGACCACUAUGGCCAGCCACUGCCUCCCCUACAGCUGCCUUCAGAAGGCCCCCGCGCACCCCCGCCGGUCACCCUCUACUCCAACAUGCCCCUCUCACCCACCGCUUCAGGCUCUAUGAUGCCGAUGCAGGGAGGUCAUGGUGAAGGCUUACUACAGAUAGCGUCUCCUCAGGGUCAAGUCAUGACCCCUACCCCUCCCCCCUCCACCCCUACACAUGGACCCCCACAGACCCCCGUCCCACCACAGCCUCCACCCAACCAGAAUGGCUACAAUAGCUCCAAACACUCCCAGACGCAAGGCUCCUUUCACACAACCUGGACAGGCAGCAGCACAGCCUCCUACACUCCUGUAGGACCCCAGCAAAAUGGACGUGGCCACCAGCCUCCUCUCCACCACCCGCACUUUUGGUCUCAACAUCACAGUUCAGCAUCUUUCCCCCCUCCAGUCUCCAAUCAUCCAGGUCCUGAGUUUUGGUGUUCAAUCUCAUAUUUCGAGAUGGACGUGCAGGUGGGGGAGAUGUUUAAAGUGCUGUCCAGCUGUCCGGUGGUGACGAUUGACGGGUAUGUGGACCCCUCAGGAGGUGACCGCUUCUGCCUCGGGCAGCUCAGUAAUGUGCACCGCACUGACGCCAGCGAGAGAGCCAGGUUGCACAUAGGUAAAGGCGUGCAGCUGGAGUGUCGUGGUGAGGGGGAUGUAUGGAUGCGCUGUAUGAGCGAUCAUGCCGUCUUUGUGCAGAGUUAUUAUCUGGACAGAGAAGCAGGCCGAGCGCCAGGAGAUGCAGUGCACAAAAUCUACCCAGGGGCCUACAUAAAGGUGUUUGACCUCAGGCAGUGCCACAGGCAGAUGCAGCAGCAAGCAGCGACGGCACAGGCGGCAGCGGCGGCACAGGCGGCAGCGGUCGCGGGGAAUAUUCCAGGACCGGGAAGUGUUGGUGGAAUUGCUCCUGCAGUCAGCCUCUCUGCGGCAGCAGGCAUCGGUGUGGAUGACCUUAGGAGGCUGUGUAUCCUGCGUCUGAGUUUCGUGAAGGGUUGGGGUCCCGAUUACCCCCGGCAGAGCAUCAAACACACCCCCUGCUGGGUGGAGGUGCACUUGCACCGGGCGCUGCAGCUGCUGGAUGAGGUGCUGCACACUAUGCCACUGGCUGACCCUGGACCAGCUAACUGAGAGAAACAAUACACCGCAUACACUCACCACACAGAUAGUGGACUCACUACAGUAAGCGUGCAAACCACAUCAAGUGCUACAGUGUGGUUUUCACUUUAAUCAGUCGUUAGAAACCCAAUGAAAACACCACAGAAACUCACUACUCUAAAACUCAUGUUUCUGAAAGAUGUUUCAGUGCGUUUUAUUGUUCUAUAGUGAAAUGUUGCAUUUCUUUGAGGUUGAAUCUCACAAAAAAAUGUCAAGGUCAUGUUUCACUUCAAUAUUAAAAGAAACUAAAUAUUUCUCAAAUAUCAUGAAGACAUAUUUUAGGAGGAUUUUAAUAAGUGAUCUUAUUUUGGUGUGUGUGUCUAUGUGUGUGUGUGUAUAUACAUUUGAAGUCAGAAUUAUUAGACACCCUGAAUUAUUACAGGGGUCUCACUGUUUUGUUUUGUUUUUCCCGAUUUCUGUGUAACGAAGAGAAGAUUUUUUCAACGCAUUUCUAAACAUAAUAGUCUAAAUUUUCUCAUUUCUAAUAA